AUGGCAGAAGCAAGCUACUCAGCUCCACGCCCAGCUACUCGUCACCGGAUCGCUCUCCCACUCCCCAUCUACCACUUGUUUACUGAAAUGCCUCAUAGAAGUCUCCUCCGCCCUGCACUCCUAUGCUCUCAGCUUCUUCUCCCGAAUCCUUCCACCUUUCACUGGAACACCAUCAUCCGGGCCUAUUCUUCCCGUCAUUUCCCCCGAGAGUCCCUCAAUUUGUUCUGUAAAAUGCGUCAGAAGAGCACAGUGCCCGACGCCUACACAUUUCAGUUCAUGUUCAAGUCCUGCAGCCUUGUAGGCUCGACCUUGGAAGGGCAAAUAGUGCAUGCUCUGCUCGUCAAGCAUUUUCCUGACUGCGACACGUUUGUAGAGAAUUCUUUGGUGUAUAUGUAUGUACAACUUGACAGCAUUGACGAUUCUGUGAUAGUGCUUAGAUUGAUCGACAUGAAAGAUGUUGUAUCCUGGACGACGAUAAUCGAGGGACUUGUGAAAUCUUGA
Messenger RNA from Zingiber officinale, 501 nucleotides. Its product is annotated as pentatricopeptide repeat-containing protein At2g29760, chloroplastic-like. The transcript has a single exon. Bases 1 to 501 code for a protein of 166 amino acids. Lineage: Eukaryota; Viridiplantae; Streptophyta; Magnoliopsida; Zingiberales; Zingiberaceae. Gene Ontology annotation, biological process: RNA modification. The record is from RefSeq and is a predicted model, not a curated record. Gene Ontology annotation, molecular function: protein binding; RNA binding.